Messenger RNA from Penicillium subrubescens, 354 nucleotides. RefSeq lists its product as uncharacterized. Bases 1 to 354 code for a protein of 117 amino acids. The transcript has a single exon. The record is from RefSeq and is a predicted model, not a curated record. NCBI's taxonomy places the organism in Eukaryota, Fungi, Ascomycota, Eurotiomycetes, Eurotiales, Aspergillaceae.
AUGCCAUGCUGCAAUGGUACUGUGCAUAUGAAAUCAAUCCAAGAACAAGACAUUUGCUUGAUCUUCCGUGUCGGUCUUCGGGAUGGAUCAGACGCAAUGGGUGCAAGCAAAGUCAAUUUCACGCCCUUCGGCAAGACUAGCAUCAAAACAGGCAGAGCAGGCCCCAGUUUGGGGGACACUAGGGACCACACGGACCAGGGCGAUGACCGGCACAGCCCACGGCGGGGAGGCAAUUGGGAAAAGAUCGGUGGGUCUUUCAUGGUUUCUGCCAGUCUGCCUGCCUCGGAGGGGCACGCCUGUUGUUUCCGAGAAGGCGCGCGUGCGAAGCCUGGGAACACGAGGCAUGAUGGUUGA